Exophiala aquamarina CBS 119918 is the source of this 825-nucleotide messenger RNA. RefSeq lists its product as uncharacterized. Gene Ontology annotation, cellular component: eukaryotic translation initiation factor 3 complex; cytoplasm. The transcript is spliced from 3 exons. The record is from RefSeq and is a predicted model, not a curated record. Gene Ontology annotation, molecular function: translation initiation factor activity. NCBI's taxonomy places the organism in Eukaryota, Fungi, Ascomycota, Eurotiomycetes, Chaetothyriales, Herpotrichiellaceae. The coding region runs from base 1 to 825 and encodes 274 amino acids.
AUGCCUCCGAAGAAGUGGGACGAGUCUGAGGACACAUCCUCUGAAGACGAAUCUGUUGAUGUUCCAGUCGUUCGGCGCAAAUUCGAUGAUGAAGAAGACUCCGAUGACGUCGCCGACAAUUGGGAUGAAGAGGAAGAUUCCGAUGCCGAGAGAGAAAAAGCUACCAAAGCAGCAGCAGCCAAAGCCAAAGCCGAUGCAGAAGCCGCCGCCAACAAAAAAUCCAAGUCUCAGAGAAUAGAGGAACACCGCGAGGCCAACCGACGAAGACGCGCUGCUGAGGAGGACGCUGAGAGCUCUGAGGAGGAUGAAGCCGACAAAAAAGCGCGCUUGCGGCAGACCGAGCAGGAUUCCGACUUGACACAUGCACAAGAUCUCUUCGCAAACGCGGGGUUAGGGCCGACAUCUCGCUCGACCAAAAACAAGGCUGUUAUUAUCGAGGAUAAAGCAAAUCCUGGCCAAACCAUCGAUCUCUCCACACUUCCUCUAUUCCGACCAGCCACCAAGACACAGUUUGAUACUCUCUCACAGACAUUAGUACCCUUGCUCACAGCAUCCUCCUCCAAACCUCAUUACUCAAUCUGGCUCUCUACUUUCGUCAAGCAAAUCGCCGCCGACUUGCCAAGCGCAGAGAUCAAGAAGGCCGCCAGCGCCUUGACAGCUCUCAGUAACGAGAAAAUGAAGGAGGAGAAGUCCAGUGAAAAAGGCGGCAAGAAGUCCAAAGCAGCCAAAACCAAGAUAACUCUGGCAGCCACGCGAGAUGUGGGCAGAGGUUUGGCGGAUACCACGAGUUACGACGAUGGCCUCGAGGAGGAUGACUUUAUGUGA